Molecule: messenger RNA, 670 nt
Organism: Notothenia coriiceps (black rockcod)
Lineage: Eukaryota; Metazoa; Chordata; Actinopteri; Perciformes; Nototheniidae
Product: ubiquitin carboxyl-terminal hydrolase 19-like
Exons: 4
Coding region: 236-670 (144 amino acids)
Source: RefSeq, a predicted model, not a curated record
UAAACAAGAUUGUCAGAAGACCCACUGGCUCCAUCACAAGGGUCUGUGUCGCCCCAACACAGAGAACGUGGGCCUGCCCUUCCUGAUCAGCGUGCCAGAGUCCCGCCUCUCCUACGCCCGCCUCACCCAACUGCUGGAGGGCUACACCAGGUUUUCCGUCAACGUGUUCCAGCCUCCUUUCCAGUCAGACAGGACAUCCCCCGAAACAACCCAGUCCCGCACUGACCUCCCCCCAAUGCCAGCAGACUCUCCUGAGGGCCCUGGGUCCGGGGAUGAGGCUGUGGGUGGCAGUAGUGUAGGAGAAGCUGAUCAGGAUCUGGAGAGCCCCCCCCUGCUGCCUGAGGCCCAAGCAGAGUCCGCUCAGGCCUCAACGCUCCUCUCCGGGCACUCCCUGUCCACCACACGGACUGCAGACUCAGGAUUCUCUGAGCCGAUCUCCUCUGCUUCCUGCUGCUCUCUGGACCAUCUUGCAGAGAAAGAGACGUCUUGUGAGAAAGCAGUGCGCCCGGAAGCUGCAGUAACAGGCUAUCAGCAGCCAAGUGAAUCAGCAUCGGGUCACGCCAGUCAGUUCUACAUCGCUGUGCUGGACUACAACAACAAGGAACAGAGGCUGGAUGAAAGAGGUACACCCAGAAUGUCCUUAAGUACUGAUAUUCAGUUGGAUUCUUAG